Bursaphelenchus okinawaensis is the source of this 2295-nucleotide messenger RNA. NCBI's taxonomy places the organism in Eukaryota, Metazoa, Nematoda, Chromadorea, Rhabditida, Aphelenchoididae. The record is from the annotation of a GenBank genome assembly.
AUGCGGUGGCUUCCAUUGCUAAUUACAAUUGUAGAGUUACGGUCUUUUUCUUGCAACGACCUCCUGGCUUGGUGCGAUACGAGUAAGUCGUAGUGUUUGAAUUUUGACUUGGGCUUAUUUCUAAGUUUUUUAUGUGUUUCUGAUACCUUUCGACCUUUAAAUACGACUUUAAAACCAAAAGAGAUUCCUUAAGCUGGACCAAAUAACUUAAAAACCAAGAUUUUCUAAAACUAACUUACCUGUUUUAAAUUCAGUUGAAUGUACGCUCCUUUAUAUUCCUAAAGAUCACGCUGGAACGCCGGGAAAGAAAGCAAACAAAUGUGAGUUAAACCUAUGACACUAUUGGCACAAAAUAAAAGUCUAAUAAAAAACUAAAACUUGAAACCAAAAUGGUCAUCAAAUUAUAUGCCUUAUAUCACGCUACAUAACUUGAGAAACACAAACCAUGCCAGUUUUUCAGUUUUAUACAUUCCAAGCGAUGACAUUCUGAAACGUCUUGGCAAUGGCUCAGUAGAAACGUUCCAAAAAGCACAUUACUCUGAUUAUGAGAGUAACUUCAUGAAAACUGGUCCUGAUGUCGACCAUGUACAAUCUUACACUUACAUCCCCGAACUCGGCCGUUUCCAAGAUAUUAUUCUUGUACCACCUUCGGCUAAUGUGUAAGUAUAACAUUCAUGAUAAUAUGGGUGAAAUAACAUUACUGAAAGUAGCUUAACAAAGCUGCAGUUUUUUUCAAGACAUUUAUGGUAUAAAUGUUAUAGAAAUUGUUGUUCUAUAGACUUUCAAAAAGAUAACACUGUCAGAAAGUAUAUUAUUGUAGGUAAUAUCUUACAUAAAAAUAAAGUUUCGAAGUUUACCUAAACAUAAUCACGAUUUCAGAGAUAAUACGCCAAUUAUAAACGUUUUGGAUUACAUGAAAAACUAUACCUUGUACACGAUAUACUCGAACGUUAGUGCAAGUGACAAUUUUUGUCGUGAUCAAUACGGAUUUAGUGCGGUAAGGGAACCAAAACAUGAAACAGAUUUUUUAUAGGUUCUCAAAUGAAGAAAUUAUUAAAAUACUUUCUGAAAAAAACUUGUCGACCCAAAUUUAGUCGACCAAAUAGUCCUUUUAAUACAUUUUUUAUUCUGUCAAUAGUGGCAUCUCGUCUCAAUUUAGAAACUAGCGAAUUGUCAAAAAGUAGAAUAAUUUUGUAAAAUUUGCUGAUAAAUUUUACUGAUUUCGGGCAGUAAGACCUUUAUAUAUAACGAUAAUAUAAAAAUUGAACCGUAAAUUAUACUUUCAGAAUGCCAUCAAUAAUUCAGAAACAUGUAUGUCAAUUCACAAAGUUAUCGGCGGCACGGCGGAACGUUACUCAGGUCCAUUGACAUUCAACCGGAUAAAGUUUGAAGAAGAUGAUUACUUGUUGAGGUUUUUGCUCUCUAAUAUGAUGUGAGUCUAAUAAUUUUUUUCUUUUUUAUUGUUUUAGAUUUGCUUAAUAAUAAUUUAAAAUUUACCUAAAGUAAUAUGCCUAUAACUCUUGUAUGAGUUCAUUGUUUUCUUGUUUACUUUAAAAAUGUCAGUGGGUUUUGUCGAAGGAUCCAAAAAAACGUUUUUCAAAUUGUUUAAACCUUGUUUUUAGAGUUAGCUCUGGAAAUAUGUCGUCUAAGACCUUCAAAGAUACGAUGGAGACCUUCAAUACAUGUAGGCACAAAACGGAUGCUAAAGACGAGGAUAACAAGUGCUACAGCGUUUUGAGCAUGUUCGGAUAUGCCAGUAUUUGUUGUUGUUAUACGCAGAAAUGUAAAAGUAUUAAUAUGUUUGGAACUAGACAGUAUCGUCAAAUUGGUUAUGGAUCACAAUAUGAUUCCAACGGUACUGGUCUGCACGUCAAUGAGUAUCCUUUUGAUGUUUUUGCUAAUGCAUCGAUUGGAGAAUAUUGUGCAAUAGAGAUGAGGGUCUCUAUAAACAAUGAGUAAGUCUUUUGGCGUUUCAUGAUUUUAUAAUAGGUGGUAUGAUCUUAUCUUUUACCUAACAUACACUUAAAACGUUUUAAAGGGGUAUCGUGUGACCUAUUGUAUCUUAUUUUGAAGGUUUGAGUACAUUAAUGAUGAAGUUGUAAUCUUUUAAGGACCGUGAACAAGAAAGCAACUCUCGACCUUACGCUAGAAGCUGGAAACGCGACAGGAUCGUGGUUGGAUUACCUCGUUGUUCAUCAUGUCACAUGUUAUCCAGUCGAAAUAGUGUGUCCUAAUACGAACAUACCCGACAGGUUUACCCUGUUUUAUGGGCGGAACGGAUUAUGGGCGGAAUGA